Messenger RNA from Daucus carota subsp. sativus, 1211 nucleotides. RefSeq lists its product as uncharacterized. Bases 164 to 985 code for a protein of 273 amino acids. Gene Ontology annotation, cellular component: cis-Golgi network; membrane; endoplasmic reticulum. Gene Ontology annotation, biological process: endoplasmic reticulum to Golgi vesicle-mediated transport; protein retention in ER lumen. NCBI's taxonomy places the organism in Eukaryota, Viridiplantae, Streptophyta, Magnoliopsida, Apiales, Apiaceae. Gene Ontology annotation, molecular function: ER lumen protein retrieval receptor activity. The record is from RefSeq and is a predicted model, not a curated record. The transcript is spliced from 6 exons.
GAAGUCAUAAUCUACAUCCUACUGCUCAAAGGGGUUUGGUAGUGCAAUUGAAAGACUUGAAUCUGAAACAUACAAGAGGGAGCAAGAAACAAAGUUAACCCUUUUGUCUAUCUUGACAACUGAAGAACAAGAAGAAGACUUUGAGUUGUUUAAGGUUAGAACCAUGAGAGGGGCACCAAAGAGACCGAUCCAAAUGAUAACAUCAUGGCUGAGGAGACAGCCGCCAAAGGUUAAAGCUUUUCUGGGUGUAGUGGCUGGCAUGGCCGCUCUUGUUUUGCUCAGAGCUAUUGUUCAUGAUCAUGAUACCCUUUUUGUUGCUGCUGAAGCUGUUCAUUCUCUUGGCAUCUCCGUCCUUAUCUAUAAGCUAAUGAAAGAAAAAACUUGUGCUGGACUCUCACUUAAAUCCCAGGAAUUGACAGCUUUGUUUUUGGCUGUCAGACUGUACUGUAGUUUUGUCAUGGAAUAUGACAUCCAUACCUUGCUUGAUUUAGCCACACUCGGUACAACCUUAUGGGUCAUAUAUAUGAUUCGCUUCAAACUGCGGUCAAGCUAUAUGGAGGACAAAGACAAUUUUGCAAUAUAUUAUGUGGUGAUUCCUUGCGCAGUAUUAGCAAUGUUAGUCCAUCCAUCUACAUCACACAACUUCAUUAACAGAUUCUUCUGGGGUUUCUGUGUAUAUUUGGAAUCUGUCUCUGUGCUCCCCCAACUGCGUGUUAUGCAAAAUACCAAGAUUGUUGAACCAUUUACAGCUCAUUAUGUGUUCGCUUUGGGUGUUGCAAGGUUCUUGAGCUGUGCCCACUGGGUUCUCCAGGUGCUGGACACUCGUGGCCAUCUACUUGUUGCUCUGGGAUAUGGACUAUGGCCUUCUAUGGUUCUGAUUUCAGAAAUAGUUCAAACCUUUAUCCUAGCAGACUUCUGUUACUACUAUGUUAAAAGUGUUUUCGGGGGACAACUUGUCUUGCGCCUUCCAUCUGGAGUAGUUUAAAGGAGGAUAUAACGAAAGUUAACUUAAAUAUGGUGAUUAGUUUUUUGUUUUUGCCCCGAAAAAUCCAUGUUGAUUGAGAAUUUUCAAUGUUGUGAUGACUGCAAAUCAGUGGAGUGGAUGGUUUGUAAAGAUGGGAAUAUGGAAUUUGAUGGGCUCUUAAAUUAUAGUCUGACAUUUUCCCGAUUUCGAAGUAAUACUUGUCCUAAUUAUGGAAUCUUUUCAGCCA